AAAAAAAAAAAUUUGGGAGCUCCUUCCUUUUACCUUGUUGCACUCUUGAGAGCAAGAUGGGUUACCAGCAGCUCUACUGGAGCCACCCACAAAAAUUUGGCCAGGGUUCUUGCUCUUGUCAUGUCUGCUCAAACCAGCAUAAUCUGAUCCGGAAAUAUGGCCUCAAUAUAUACCGCCAGCCUUUCCAUCAGUACACGAAGGAUAUAGGUUUCAUUAAAUUGGACUAA
This is a messenger RNA of Gorilla gorilla gorilla (western lowland gorilla), 227 nucleotides long. Its product is annotated as small ribosomal subunit protein uS14-like. Gene Ontology annotation, biological process: cytoplasmic translation. The record is from RefSeq and is a predicted model, not a curated record. Gene Ontology annotation, molecular function: zinc ion binding; structural constituent of ribosome. Gene Ontology annotation, cellular component: cytosolic small ribosomal subunit. Bases 57 to 227 code for a protein of 56 amino acids. Lineage: Eukaryota; Metazoa; Chordata; Mammalia; Primates; Hominidae. The transcript has 3 exons.